AUGGCCGAGCAGACGCAAGCUGCAAGCAGUGCCGCCGUGCGAACAAAUUCGGCGGCUUUCACACCCGAUGCACCCCCUGUCGACCAUGUGCAUCCGCCCAUCCAAGUUAUCGGCUGCCUGAUAUCGCUGGCCGUCACGGCCGCAAUGGGAGCCGCCGCGGCUCGGCUCGUGCCGCUUACCGGAAUCCGGCCUCCUCCGAUGCUGUCGAUGCUGUUCACGGGCGUCCUUCUUCGCAACCUAUUCCCUUCGAUCAUUGUCUCCAUCCCGCACUCGUGGACAACCAAAUUGUGGUCGCUCGCGCUGACGGCGGCGAUUGCCCGAGCGGGGCUGACCCUCAAGCUCGACCGCAACCUGUGGCAAGUCCUCAAGAUCGGGUCCAUCCCGCUGCUGGUCGAGUCGACGGUGCUGAUGUGGCUGGCCUUCUCGGUCCUCCGCCUGCCGCUUCCAUUUGCGGCGCUAUUUGCCUUUGGAAUCGGCAGUAUCAGUCCCGGGGUGGUCGUGCCGCUGCUCUUUGCGACCAAGGAGCGGAUGGCUGUCAAACGCAGCGGAGGACUGCCGCUGACCCAGAACGCAGCCGAACUGGCCCUGGGCAACGACCUUCAGGGCUUGCUCUCGAUUCUGCUGGGCUCGAUUGGCAUCGACGUCUUUGUGGCCACGACGGUCUUUGGCAUCUCGCUCUCGAUCAGCUUUGGAGUUCCCGUCUCGGUUUGGAACGUCGCCAAGGAACUGGCCACAGGGCUCUUGCUCGGCACCUUCCUCGGAGCAGGUCUGGGAUGGACUAUUCACACCUAUGCCGGACGGUAUUUUGGUGUCGCCGGCGUCUAUCUCGGAAGCGCGAUCGCCAUGAUGGCUCUGAAGCAACAGGGAAGCGUUGGGGCAGCCAGUCUGGUUGUCAUGCUUGCCUGGAGCACCUGGGCCAACGGCGGCACGGUCCAACACGAGGACUUGGUCUGGGCAGACCAGCAGCUGAAACGCGUCUGGACGCUGUUGGAGCCGCUUCUCUUCCCCAUCAUCGGCUCAUCCAUCUUCCUGGGCGAGAUGCCCGUCUCGGUCGUGGUUCCUUGCGUCCUCAUCAUCAGCUGCGGGUUCGUGUUCCGGAUGCUGGCCACAUAUCUGGUGAGCCGGGAGCUCGUCGGGUUCGGACACAUCGAGAGCAUGUAUGCCUCCGGCGUCUGGAUUGGCAAAGCCAGUGUCCAGGCCACGUUGUGCACGGCCGCCAUCGAAAUGGUUCACUCGGUGCACUUUGAGCACCGACGCGAGAACUAUUACUCUCAGGUGGUAUUUGUGGGCAUGGUGACGGCGACGCUCUUGGCACCUCCGAUCGCCAGCGCCCUCGCCCAUCGACUCGAGUCCGAGUUGAUGAUGACCCCGCCGGUAACACCGCACGGCCAGCAGCUGAAGGAAUCUGAUCUCCACUGA
This is a messenger RNA of Polychytrium aggregatum, 1419 nucleotides long. RefSeq lists its product as uncharacterized. The record is from RefSeq and is a predicted model, not a curated record. NCBI's taxonomy places the organism in Eukaryota, Fungi, Chytridiomycota, Chytridiomycetes, Polychytriales. The transcript has 2 exons. Bases 1 to 1419 code for a protein of 472 amino acids.